Anthonomus grandis grandis is the source of this 569-nucleotide messenger RNA. RefSeq names its product loricrin-like. The transcript has 4 exons. The record is from RefSeq and is a predicted model, not a curated record. NCBI's taxonomy places the organism in Eukaryota, Metazoa, Arthropoda, Insecta, Coleoptera, Curculionidae. Bases 137 to 499 code for a protein of 120 amino acids.
GUGUGAAACUAUUUUAUAAUAAUAAUAAAAAUUAACGUGCAUUUUAUAUAAAUUCUAUGCAGUUCGCACUCAAUGUUAGUAGAAGUUUGAAAUCCUUGCAUUUCAAAGUCUACUAUCGUCCUAGAGCAUUUUCAAAAUGAGGUAUUUUAUCGUUUUUAGUGUCCUGAUAUUCGCCAUUGUUUGGGUUUCGACCUAUGGGGCACCCCAAAGUUCAGGAGGUUCCGGCCAGGGCCAACUCGGGGGACAGGGAAGUUUUGGAUUUGGUCUAAGCGGUAGUGCUUCUGGAUCGGCCAGCGCCUCAGGCUUCGGAGGUGCAGGCUCGUCAAAAUCAAACUCCGACUCUAGCGGCGGCAGUAGCUUAGUCAAGAGAGACUUGGCGAACCACGCCCCUAUUGCCCACCACCUCCACACCGCCUCCUGUUUCGGAGGUCGAGGAGGCGGUGGCGGCGGCGGACCUCCCCCACCACCACCAACCAACAGCACCUCUUCAUCCGGCUAAAUGGAUUCUUGGAUCAACUAGGGAAUUAUUGUUCUUAUGUAUUAAUAAAAUAAUAUGAUUGAAAUUUGAA